AAAAUAUCAUUAAAAAAACUUCGUUUUCGAAAAUGUCGAAUCUAAUUAAUACAUUCGUUACCGUAAAUCAUAAUGACUUUACUUGGCCCUAUCCGAAGCCAUUACUCGCAAAACCAGCCCAACCACCGAUGGAUACCGGAAUUCGUUUAUAUGCUCCCCGUCCCGAUCCGGACGAUUGCAAUUGCAAUGCCCAUGGAUUCAACAGUGAUAUAAAUAAGUAUAAGCAGCUAGCAGACAAGGAGCGAAAACUUCAUGAUAGCAUUCUAGCGGUAAAUCGUGACAUGACGAAUCUCACGGCCACGUUGAUUGAGAGUCACUGUGACGUGGAUGAUGGAGUCAUGAAAAGCGUUUAUCAAACGGACUAUGAAAAACGAGGCUUGCCAAUUACUCGGUACAAACCACUAAUGGCAGCUGUGGAUUCGCUAAUCAGGGCGCCAAUAUCGUCUGCCGUAACAGACCUCAGAAAUGGAUACAGGGAUCCCACGAGAUUUAGAUAUAGUGCCAUUGAAAGGCCUACCAUAGAGCCAGCCAAGAAAAUCAACUUCGUCGAAGUUCCAGAGACAUUUGUUAUGUGGGCAGAACCAUUUACAGGACGUUCCGAAUAUAUGGACACUAUAAGCAAGAUGGGCUUGAGUAAUAUUAAAAAUCAGCAACAGUAUCUCGAACCCAUACCAUCCUCCAGGCGAAGAUUUGGUGAUGGAAAACUGUGAAAGACAAAAGGAACGUAUGCACAUAGGCAAAGUACAUCAUAAGUAAUAGUGAUUGUAAUUACUACGCAUUAUUCCCUCAGUUUCACUACCGCUAAUUAAAUAGCAGCUUAAAAAGACAAUACUAUAGAUUCACGUAAUAAAAUUGUAUUUAACGAACAAUUACAGUCAA
Messenger RNA from Cephus cinctus (wheat stem sawfly), 879 nucleotides. RefSeq lists its product as uncharacterized. The record is from RefSeq and is a predicted model, not a curated record. The coding region runs from base 33 to 710 and encodes 225 amino acids. The transcript has 4 exons. NCBI's taxonomy places the organism in Eukaryota, Metazoa, Arthropoda, Insecta, Hymenoptera, Cephidae.